GAUGCUCGAUGUGGCCUAGCAGUGAUCGAGAGCAGCGAAGAUGUCCGCCGGGGUGCAGUAGAUUAGAAUGUUAUUAGUCGCUCGGUCGGCUGCGGUUUGUGAGUAAAUACCAGCUGGAUGCGCAGCCCGACGUUACCGUGACGGUGUGCUAAGGUGCACGGACGAGGCUACGGAAGCGUCGGACGAGAAAUCCACCGGAAAGUGAGAACGGGGGAGAGAAAGAGAGAGAGAGGGAGAGAGGAAGCCGCCGAGGAGAUGGGUCUCUUCCAGGCCACUUCGCCUUUCGACGCCGACGUCGAAAAGGCAACCAACGAGAACAAUGUAUCGGAGGAAUGGGGGAAGAUAAUGGACAUCUGUGACAAGGUGGGCACCUCUGCUCAGAACGCCAAGGACUGUUUGCGCUCCAUCAUCAAGAGACUGUACUCUCAGGAUCCGCACGUGGUUGUGCAGGCUAUAACGCUGUUGGACGCAUGCGCGAGCAACUGCGGCAAGACCUUUCACCUGGAGAUCGCAUCCCGAGACUUCGAGAACGACCUGAGGAAGCUCAUUCAUCAUUCGCAGCAGAAGAUCGUGCAGAAGGUGAAGGCGCUCCUGAAGAAGUGGGCGGAGGGCGACUUCAAAACGGACCCCCAGCUGAAUCUGAUCCCGAGCUUGUACAAUAAGCUCAAGAGCGAGGGCCACGACUUCGCCUCCGUCUCGGAUUCACCAAAGGUUAGCGCUCCGAACAGAGAUCCUAAUGUAGUAACGAAUUCGCAAGAAGAAGCGGACAUUGCAAAAGCCAUACAUCUCUCGUUACAAGAAACUAAGGUGCACGCUCAGAGCACCUCAUCGCACAGCUCACCAGCCUCUAAAAAGAAUUCCAGUUUGUAUCCUAGUAUGAAUUCCGUGCUCGGAAGCUCAAGUACCCCGGAAGGCAGAAAAGUGCGCGCUCUGUACGACUUUGAGGCCGCGGAGGACAACGAACUGACAUUCUUCGCAGGGGAAAUAAUUAAUAUCUUGGACGAUUCGGACCCAAAUUGGUGGAAAGGUAGCAAUCAGAAAGGCGAAGGACUCUUUCCCUCUAAUUUUGUCACUGCUGAUUUGUCCGUCGAGCCGGAUGAAUAUACAAAAUUGGAACACAGUAGCAAAAAAUUGGUGCAGUUCGCGGACGAGGUGGAAGUGAAAAUGGUGAAGCGCGAGCCGGAGGUGGUGGAGGUCGAGAUCGACGAGAAGAAGAUGGACAGACUGUUGCACCUGUUUCACGAGGCAGAUCCGCAGUGCGACACGUCCGAUCCUCAGGAGAUGCUCGAUCUGGAAGAGCAAGUCACGGCGAUGGGACCGCUGAUCGACGCCGCGUUGGAGAAGGUGGACAGGCGGCAUGCACAGCUCACUCAGUUAAGCUCCGACCUGGUGGACGCCCUCAAUCUGUAUCACACUCUGAUGCGAGAACCGGCGCCACCAACGCCGUCUGGCUACACUUUGCCGAAAAUGCAGCCGCAUAUGAAUCCUUAUUCGUUUCACAACACGGGACCACCGCCGCCGCACAUGUUUAACGGCAUGCCGCAUUCUCCGUUUCCCACUGGAGCAGCAACCGGUCCAGGCCCGCUGCCCGGGCCGUAUAACACGAACAUACCGAGCAACGAGUACAUGGGUCCCGCCGGUAUGCCAAAUAUGACUCUACCGCAGCCGCAUUUUCACAUUCAAUCAGGUCCUCACCAGCAACACCCGCCUGGACACCCACAGGGGCCGUCUCUACCGCAGCCCGAUCAGACUAACCUUCCCUACCAACCGCAAGGAUAUCCAGCACAGACCGGCCCAGGGCCGUAUGGUCCGCCUGGGCCCAGAGGACCGUCUGUGAGCCAGCAACCGCAAUAUGCUCCACCGAACGGGCAACACAUGAUGUGAAGCGAAGAGCUAUGCGUUACGAAAACACACUCAUUCUUGUACUCUAACUCUCAAGCUGUACAAUAUUACGAUAUUAUAAUUAUUUAAAUAAACAUAAACCCCUCCCCCCGAAGUGUAGCCAAAGAUGAUGGGUCUUCAAUGAGAAUUUUGCGCUCGUAUCAGCGCAUGCGGUGUAUCGUUUAUUAUAACGCCACGCGCACGUAAUACACGCGACUUGGGAGGAACAAAGCAGAAAGUGAUUUACGUCGCCUACGACGUUGCGUCGAUGUUAGUUUUGUGAUCGUUACAUGUAUUUAUUGAUACUCGGACCGUUCGGUUUUAGUUUAUUCACAUUCCUCCGGUUUGCUUCAUCCCUCCUUCUCCGUUAUUGUUUAUGCUUUAUUACGAAUAUCCGAUUCGUAAACGAAUGAAAGAAAGAAUAUUCAUCGUUGUAUCUGUAUAAAGGAAGCGUGUCGAUUUGACAUGCGUGGAUUUCACAUGUUUUCGGCUCAAUAUAUAUAUAUAUAUAUAUUUCGUCAAUAUUGUCGCAAUUAACUAGAAGAAGAAGAAGAAGAGGACGAGAGAAUUUUCAUGCUUUGUUCUGCGUCUCUCUGAGUUGCAAGCGUGUUUUUGUCGUCUACCACGUUGUACGAAUUGUAAAUCUCCGCACUCGGAAUAACACACUGAUCUUUAUUACCCGAUGGCUUUGCCGGAAGACGAAAGCUCUCGACGAACACGUUUUAUAGUUUUCUACUUCGCCGUUGAGCCUCGAUAGAGCUAUUUGCAAGAGAUCGGAAUCGCGUGAUUGACGGGCGAACGGAUUAACGCGAUACUCGAUUGUUAAUUACACAUAGCUGAACAUCGUCGUGACGAAAGAGGGAGGGAGGGAGGAAGAGAGAGAGAGAGAGAGAGAGAGAGAGAGAGAGGGAGAGAGAGAGAGAGAGAGAGAGAGAGACAGCCUCGAGACGGGCUCUCGCAGAGCAAAACCGUCUCGAGUUGCGGUCUAGUCAGUCCACUGUGUAUAAUAAGACUAAUUCCUAUUAAUCGGCCCGAACGAGAGGCCGACUGCGAGGAACUUUUUAUCGAUUGUUAAUGCAUAAUAGGCGCGACAAUGUUUAUAUAUGUAUAUUCUCACAGGGGCGAGAAACGCGCGUUCCGUCUCAGUCGAAUGUGCGACGAACACGGCCAUUUCGGGUUUCGAUGUAUUUGCGAUGUUAUUAUCGAAAAAUUCAACGCAACGUUACGCCUGUCGUUCUCUCCGUCAAGAAGAGGCGUCAAGGAAGAUACACAAGGAAGCGUAUCGAGUUGCAAUAGUAUUUUGUAUAAAUGCAACGAGAAAGAGAGAGAGAGAGAGAGAAAGGGGAGAGAAAUCUCUGAAAACACAAUGCGGGCGAAGCUCAGCGAAACGCAAGCCUGAGCGGUGGCGCAAUUUGAAACGUUUAUUUCCGAGACAGGACGAGCAUAUCCACGUUGUUUAUAACAAUCGUGUAUAUACUGCGUAUUGAACGAAAACGAAACCAGAGAAUGUGAGCGGAAGUAUGAGUUUCGGUCCUACAAUAGGUGUUUUAAGCUCUGAGCUUUAAGAAAUUGAUCGACCAAUCAUAGCCGAUUAUUUUCCUCACACUUGACUGUGACUGGUUUCAAUUUCUUGAGGCUCACAGUUUAAAGCCUACCUAUUGCAGCAUCGUGACUGAUGGAGAGAUUAGAGAUGAAGAAAAUAACGGGUCCUAUGGAGAGUAGGCGCAACUUAUGCUGUGUAUGUUACGUUAUAUACAUAUAUAUAUAAAAUAUCAUUAAACUGACUUUGUUUGCAUAAUCAAUUGUCGCCUGAUUACAUGUACUCCUCAUUUCUCGCGUGCACACACGGGGGAGCGUUGGGCGGAUAAGAAUUGUCCUGAGAGAGCAGCCAAUAGCAACAUUGUAUAUUAUGUAAAUAGCGUGGGAAAUACAUUUUCUUCGAAACUUCGA
This is a messenger RNA of Dinoponera quadriceps, 3831 nucleotides long. It is a transcript of the gene Stam, whose product is annotated as signal transducing adapter molecule 1. Gene Ontology annotation, cellular component: ESCRT-0 complex. Gene Ontology annotation, biological process: protein transport to vacuole involved in ubiquitin-dependent protein catabolic process via the multivesicular body sorting pathway. Lineage: Eukaryota; Metazoa; Arthropoda; Insecta; Hymenoptera; Formicidae. The record is from RefSeq and is a predicted model, not a curated record. The coding region runs from base 256 to 1884 and encodes 542 amino acids. Gene Ontology annotation, molecular function: ubiquitin binding; phosphatidylinositol binding. The transcript has 10 exons.